Messenger RNA from Leptomonas pyrrhocoris, 3488 nucleotides. Its product is annotated as putative protein kinase. Lineage: Eukaryota; Euglenozoa; Kinetoplastea; Trypanosomatida; Trypanosomatidae. Gene Ontology annotation, cellular component: cytoplasm; nucleus. The transcript has a single exon. The record is from RefSeq and is a predicted model, not a curated record. Gene Ontology annotation, molecular function: protein serine/threonine kinase activity; ATP binding. Bases 843 to 3488 code for a protein of 881 amino acids. Gene Ontology annotation, biological process: signal transduction; peptidyl-serine phosphorylation.
AGUCGUUGACAGAACAGUCGUCGUGGAAGAACGCGAACACGAAAGCGUCAAGAGCGUACGUGAACGAACAACGCAAAACGAAGUGACGGGGAAAAGAGCGAGUCUUUCCUCCCGUUUUUUUUUUGGUCUUCCUGUUCCGCCUUCCUCCUUUACCUGUUCCACGUCUCGCUCGCUUUGUUUUCUUUCUUUCUCCCUCUCUGUCUCUCUUUCCGUUAACGCAUUCACUAUUUUUGCGGUUGUUGUUUUCUGCUGUAGCUCUUCAGGCUCUGGUGAUGCAGCAACUUCGUUGAUCAAGUUGGACUACGUUGGAUUCUUUCACAGUGGGUUGCUGGAGUCUUUUGUUUCUUACGUUCUCCUCCUUUACUUUUUUCCCCUCGCUGCGGACGCACCUCGUAUCCUACUCUUUCUGCGGUAUUUUUUUCUCAUUUUUUUUUAAAGGUCUCUGUUGUAUACGUAGAGAAAGGGUCUUCUUAGUGUUGUGGCGGUUCUUGGUAGUUUACUUGUCUCUGUUGCGUUGCGCUAGUUGCGUCCUUUUCUCAUCGCUGGCUUCCAUACACAACGGCAUCGCAGUUCCUUUGAGUGCUCGUCCUUCAAUUACAAUAAUUUAAAGGUACAAAGACCGUAAAAAGUUAAAAAGAAGGUUCUGGCAUUUUACAAGCGUAGAAUACAUCUGCCUUUUCGUUACUGACCACGCUACCGUGUUGAAGAGGUCAUUUCAGGAAACAAAAGAAAUACAGGUUGCUGACCCAAGUGUGUGUAAUCAAGCGGUGACAUCGCAGGCACCACGGAAGACGCUCAACACCGCUUCUUUUCACCAUCGUCUACGUGAUCCGCUCGCCUGUAUGCAGGUGGACAUCGGCAACAAUAAAAUUUGCCACAACUUCAGCAGCAUCGUCGCCAGCGCUGAAAUUCGCGAUCUCAACGAGCGCGUCCAGCACGAACACGCACAAGAAGGCGGUGGCACCAGGACCCUAACGGCGCCACAGCGACGCGUCGAUCCCAACGCGGGUGUACCCCCGGCAAGCGUCGAACCGGUGUCUCGCUCCGCGCGCAGAAAUUCUCUCAACCUCAUUCGCUCCUCGGCCGGCUCGCGCCACUCGCAACAGCGGCAGAAAGGGCGCCGUCAUUCGCACGCGGUGCCGAGCAACACGCCGCACAGCCACUCGGCUGCCUCGCCGUCGCCGGACGAGGCCGUCCUCGUGUCACCGCCGCCCAUCAACGCGGCUCCUCUGCCUUCCACAGAGGCAAAUCUCGCACGAGCGGGCGUUAGCUCCCCAACGCCUCCCAUGGCUGCCGUAGCCUCCCCCGCGCCCCGGCAAGGCGGGAACUGGAGUGAUGCCGCGCGCAACGGCGAGAGCGGUGGCGCCAACGGUGCCGCACGUGGGAACAGCAAUGCGAACAAUAAAAACGUCGGCGAUGGCAGCCGACGCGCAGACGAGGUCGCUGCCGGCUCGCAUGACAACAACGGCAGCGGCAACCAGGACAAGCCGGUGCCACCGGCGGGGCCGAAGCUGGCGCAGACCAAAAUCCAGCUCGGUAUGCGGCUGCGCCGCUGGGUCAUCAUCAACCGCAUCGGCGCCGGCUCGUUUGGCGAGACCUUUACCGCGAUAGAGGUGGACGGCCCGAUUCCGGAGGAGGACACGCUGGCCGUGACUCUAGAAAACUUAGCUCUGUUGGACCACCUCCCGCCGCCAGAGGAGCGCCACGAGGUGUGCAUCAAAGUAGAACAAGAAAACAAGAAUGUCCUGCGAUUAGAGGCGCUGGCGCUGAAGAAGGUGCAGCCGUGUCCGCAGAUCGUCCGCUAUCUCGGGAGUGGGUGCUUGAGCGGGAUGAAUUACCUCGUGAUGGAGAAGUUAGGACCGAAUUUGGCCGAACUGCGCCGCCGCAGUCAACACGGCACCUUCAACAUCUACACGACGCUGAAGGCAGGCAUUUCGUGCCUCACCGCCAUUCGCGGCGUGCACGAUCUUGGGCUGGUGCACCGCGACAUUAAACCGUCGAAUUUCGUGACGGGCCUGCCCAACACACCAGAGCACACGACGUGCUAUCUGAUCGACUUCGGUCUCGCCCGCCGCUUUCGGCGCUCCAACGGCGAAAUUCGACUUCCGCGCGACAAUGCCGGCUUUCGUGGGACGAGCCGAUACGCCUCCGUGGCCUCCCACCAUCACCAGGAGCUCGGCCGCGUCGACGAUCUGUGGAGUUUGCUUUUUAUGCUCGUCGAGUUCGCCACCGGCACGCUGCCGUGGCGCAAGUACAAGGACAAGGACGACAUUGGGCGCUGCAAGGAGGAGUCCAUCACCCCGCAUCUGGUCCGCAACCUGCCCCGUGAGUUCCAGCCCUUCUUAGCCCACCUGCAGACCCUUCGCUACGAGGAUGAACCGGACUAUGAUUUGCUGAUUACGCUGAUGCACCGCGCGCUUGAGCGACGCGGCUACCCACCCAACAAGCCGGUGGAGUGGGAGAUGGACCCGUCCAUGGUGGACUCCGGCAUGGACAUGGACGGUCACGAGGUGGCGCCGCGUCGAGAGGCGGAGAAGGCACCUCAGCCGAAUGCGGCGGCGCCGCCCGUAGUAGCCUCGUCCCCGCCACGCCAGCAACAGCAACAGCAGGCGGUGGCGAACGUCAACUCGGCCCACGACGCGGCAGGGAACAGCGGCAACAUGUCCCCUGCGUAUCGCGCAGCUGCCGCGCUACAGCAAUCGAAUCUCUCCGACACCGGCGCAAGGAAGGCGCAGCUGCUCCGCACCCCCCUCUCACCUAGUGGCCUGCAGUCCAAUAGUGCGACAGGCGCCAACAACCGUAGCACCCCGCCCGCGGUGGACCUGAUUCACGUGCCGGGCGACCAUAACAUUAACGGGUCGCCGCAACACCAAAACAGUGGCAUGCUGCGCAUGAGCGACGUCGACGUGGUCGGCGCUGGUGGCGGGGCGAGCACCCGUCCAGAAGCCUCCAUAGCGCCUCCUUUUGCGACUCGUCAGCCAGGCACCUUCGAGGAACCCGGCGCUCCCUCGGGCUUCCUGGCCGAAGGAAGCGACACACCCGCGGCGCGCGACAGCUCCGACGAUUUCGAUCCGCACGAGUUCUCGUCGCGUGAUCAACCCACGCCGGCGAAUGGCAAUCGCAGCGACUACGGCCGCUCUGGCCGCCCCGGCCGGCCGGGUAGCGCAUCAGCCGUGGCGACACCCACACCGGCCAUCCCGCCGUCCAGCUCCGCCGUGGAGCCGAGCAACUCCAUGCGUGCGAAGGAGGCGCCCGACUGGCGGAACAACGGACAGCCGGUGCGCCGGCACGGCGACGGCGACGCCGUGAGGAGGGAGAAUGAUGCGAUAGACAAGGUGGGCAACGCCCCGCUGCAGCGGCCGAUGGGUGGCCCUGCAGUAGAUCUGGAUGCGCCGAACAACGACAACGCUGAGGCGCAGCAAGGCCCGAAUACGAAGAAGCCCUCCAAGGAUAAGAAGAAGUCGAACUGCGAUUGUACGGUGAUGUAG